Messenger RNA from Drosophila miranda, 1407 nucleotides. Its product is annotated as pollen-specific leucine-rich repeat extensin-like protein 2. The record is from RefSeq and is a predicted model, not a curated record. Bases 1 to 1407 code for a protein of 468 amino acids. The transcript is spliced from 3 exons. NCBI's taxonomy places the organism in Eukaryota, Metazoa, Arthropoda, Insecta, Diptera, Drosophilidae.
AUGAACGCCACCGAGAACACCCCAGCUAAGGCGCACCAGAGAGCCGCUGCAUCAGCAGAGUCACCCGAAGUCGUAGACCUCACGGAUUUCUCCGACGCCGAGGAAGCGGAGUCCGCUGCCAAGGCGGACGAGGAAGCCGCCCCGAAGCCAGGAGUAGCCGAAGAACCCCACACCUCCGAUGGGGACAUGUACGCAGAUAUGGAGCUAGACGCCGACGAGGCAGGGGCAGCCGACCACGAGGGUCCCCGAGACAGCCCCCGCUGUUGUCCCGCCGACCAUCCGGGUUCCGUCGAGAGAACCUGUGGUCGCCGCCGCCGUAUAAACGACGAGCCGCGCCCGGAGAUGCCGGAGUUUGAAGAUGCCGGUUAUCACCAGCGCCGCGAUCCCCGAACCGGCCGUGGCAUUUACCGCCCCGAGAGGGGGCUGGAGCGUUACACACCGAAACCAUACAACGCGUACUACGACGACGGGGAGAGCGAAGAGGAGGAACCCUACGGUCGGCAAUUCAUAGCCGAAACAGAGACCUUUCACCACACGGUCACGCCAUGGGGGUUACGCGUCACGCGUAACCACCAGAUGUCCGUAGACGUCUUUGUCCCUCCCGGCCGGAAUGUCAACGCGUUCUUCAGGACAUUCCGAGAAGCCGCGGAACCAAUCGACUACCGCUCCGAACCGGCCGCCCCAGCCAGGGCAAGCCCCCCGCACGCCGAAGCGCGACCGCCAACGCCCGCAUCGGAUCCUCCCCGAUGCCCCAAUCCUCCCGAAGAGUCGGCGGCGGCCACGCCCCCGCACGCCGAAGCGCGACCGCCAACGCCCGCAUCGGAUCCUCCCCGAUGCCCCAAUCCCCCAGAAGAGUCAGCGGCGACCACACCAACGCACGCCGAAGCGCCCCACGCGGAGGCAGCGCAAGGCCCUCCCACUGAAUGGCCCACCGGGGCUACAGAAGAGGGAAACGCCGCUCCGGUUCGACAAGCGGAGCUGACCGAACCGGAGGAGCAGUGGGAAACGGGGCCGGACAGCGGGUACCCCACCAUGACCCUACGGAGGGUAAAACAACCCGUUGCGGAGGAGACGGCGCCGACCCCCCAAACUGGGGAGUGGGAAGGACAAGACGAGUUGCUGGUGGACUGCGACUUGGAUGAAAUACUACGAUUUCUUCAAGACGAAUCUACGCGGGAGGGGCAAAGUCCAGCGGACUUCUCCCUGAUCGAAGAGCUGAACCAGCCCAACCAGUGGGUAAUCGCGCCGGCAGAUUGGCAGGUGAACAUCCCAGGCCGGGCCCUACCGGCGGACCUCAUCGAGGAGAUACACCAGCGGCUGCUGGAAGCGGAGAGGCUCCGUUUCCGAAGCUGGUCCUGGGAUCAGUGCUACCGGGUCCACAAGCGAUCCCGGGCCGCGCCUCCAUAA